GGCGCUCUCGGGCGGGUGAGGAACCGCCCCUCUUGCAGCUCCGCGGCCAACGCCUUCGCCCAGGGGUAGCUGGAGCGGUGCAGGUUCCCAGGCUCCAGGUACUGGGCGCCUUACGAGCUGGGAGGUGGUGCCUCUCACCCAGCUAAUUGCUCUGUAGUCUUUGGCCUUCACAGGUGUUGGUGCCUGCGGUGAACGCAUUCUGACCUGGGCCGUAUCUGUCUCCCAAGACUUUGUGCCUAUGGUUGGGGACAGAGUGAGGUCGUUGCCUUGACGACGACAGCAUGCGGCCCGUGGUCCUAAGUGUAAGCUUGCGGCGGACCGAGGCCCACCUGCCUCCCUGCCUGCUUCGCCCUGGACUCGUGACUGCGUCCGCAGAAGAAAUCACAACAGCGCUGGAAUUGCUAGUUUGCUAGGCAGCAUCUUUUGGACCUGCGAGCCAUAUGCAUUUCACCUCAAAUUUGUUUCCAAGUUGAAAACCUUUGGGUCUUUCUAUGCGAACGGAUUGAAGAAACGCAAAAAGUUUCUACUGACUUUAAAUUAAAAUGGAAAAAUAUGAAAACCUGGGUUUGGUUGGAAAAGGGAGUUAUGGAAUGGUGAUGAAGUGUAGGAAUAAAGAUACUGGAAGAAUUGUGGCCAUAAAGAAGUUCUUAGAAAGUGACGAUGACAAAAUGGUUAAAAAGAUUGCAAUGCGAGAAAUCAAGUUACUAAAGCAACUGAGGCAUGAAAACUUGGUGAAUCUCUUGGAAGUGUGUAAGAAAAAAAAACGAUGGUACCUAGUCUUUGAAUUUGUUGACCACACAAUUCUUGAUGACUUGGAGCUCUUUCCAAAUGGACUAGACUACCAAAUAGUUCAAAAGUAUUUGUUUCAGAUUAUUAAUGGAAUUGGAUUUUGUCACAGUCACAAUAUCAUACACAGAGAUAUAAAGCCAGAGAAUAUAUUAGUCUCCCAGUCUGGCGUUGUCAAGCUGUGCGAUUUUGGAUUUGCACGAACAUUGGCAGCUCCUGGGGAGGUUUAUACUGAUUAUGUGGCAACCCGAUGGUACAGAGCUCCAGAACUAUUGGUUGGUGACGUCAAGUAUGGCAAGGCUGUUGAUGUGUGGGCCAUUGGUUGUCUGGUAACUGAAAUGUUCAUGGGGGAACCCCUAUUUCCUGGAGAUUCUGAUAUUGAUCAGCUAUAUCAUAUUAUGAUGUGUUUAGGUAAUAUAAUUCCAAGACAUCAGGAGCUUUUUUAUAAAAAUCCUGUGUUUGCUGGAGUAAGGUUGCCUGAAAUCAAGGAAAGAGAACCUCUUGAAAGACGCUAUCCUAAGCUCUCUAAAGUGGUGAUAGAUUUAGCAAAGAAAUGCUUACAUAUUGACCCUGACAAAAGACCCUUCUGUGCUGAGCUCCUACACCAUGAUUUCUUUCAAAUGGAUGGAUUUGCUGAGAGGUUUUCCCAAGAACUACAGUUAAAAGUACAGAAAGAUGCCAGAAAUGUUUCUUUAUCUAAAAAAUCCCAAAACAGAAAGAAGGAAAAAGAAAAAGAUGAUUACUUAGGUGAAGAAACAAAAACACUUCUGGUACAGGGUACCAAUGCUGAUCCCAAAAUUAAGGAUUGUAAACUAUUUAAAAUAAAAGGCUCAAAAAUUGAUGGAGAAAAAGCUGAAAAAGGCAGUAGAGCUUCAAAUGCCAGCUGUCUCCAUGACAGUAGGACAAGCCACAACAAAAUAGUGCCUUCAACAAGCUUCAAAGACUGCAGCAAUGUCAGCGUGGACCACACAAGGAAUCCAAGUGUGGCAAUUCCCCCACUUACGCACAAUCUUUCUGCAGUUGCUCCCGGCAUUAAUUCUGGAAUGGGGACUGCGACUAUACCAAUUCAGGGUUACAGAGUGAAUGAGAAAACUAAGAAGUGUUCUAUUCCAUUUGUUAAACCGAGCAGACAUUCCCCAUCAGGCAUUUGUAACGUUAAUGUGACCACAUUAGUCUCUAGUGAAAAAAGCCUCUUUUGGGCAAGUAAGAAAAGAAGAGAAUACUCCAGGACAGAUGUCCAUUUGCCUGAACUAAACUAUAAUCAUCUCCCUGAACUAAGAGCAUUGGAAGGCAUAGCUCGAAAUUCCAGGCUAACAAAGAAAGAGAGCAAAAUUCUUUCAGAAUCUCGAAUUCCUUCUCUGGCUGCUAUUGACCUGCACACCCCCAGUAUUACAUUACAUCAGGUAUCAGGACCUCCCCUGUCAGAUGAUUCAGGGGCUGAUUUGCCUGAAAUGGAACACCAGCACUGAGAACCAUUUUGGUUCUGAACUGGGUAGGUGUGAUUUCCCAUACUUAAAGCUGUGCAGCCUUUCACAGGUACUAUUUUGUGGCUUGCUGAAUACCAAUUUUUCAGCUGAAACCUUCUCCAGUGAUUGAUUCCAUGAGAACUUCUGAUAGAGAAAGAGUUGUGCCACUUAGAAAACCAGAAGUAGUAUUCAUCUCUGAGAUGAAAUCCCUUUUCACAGAGCAUACCUCUCUUGCUCUUAAACUAAUCUCCUGCAUUUUAUUGGAUAUAGUAAUGUGAAUUUAGGGUGACAAGUGCUCAAGAAAGAUAUAUACCUAUCUCCCUUAUCAGUCAUUUGCCCUGUGGGCCUGUAAAGCAAGAUUGAUUGAUUAUAGUGAUGCCUCGCUUAAUGUUCUGAAAGAUGAGUCCUUAGGUGAUUUCACUGUUAUGCUAACAUCAUAGUUUACUUACACAAACCUAGAUGAUAUAACCUAC
Messenger RNA from Nomascus leucogenys (northern white-cheeked gibbon), 2725 nucleotides. The record is from RefSeq and is a predicted model, not a curated record. Lineage: Eukaryota; Metazoa; Chordata; Mammalia; Primates; Hylobatidae.